AUGUCAAAAGAAAAGUCCUUUUUGACUUUAUUUACUUCUUGGGAUUCGGACAAAGAAAAAUAUCUGUGUCGAAACAAUACAAUAAACAACUGGAAUCGGUUACAUGAAAAUAUCACAAGUAUUUUAUUUACAAACGACUCUGAUUUGUCUCGCCGAGUUUCUUCAAUGAAUUGGAAAGUUCUUCCCGUGACAAAGGUCGGCGCAACAGGAGUGCCCGUUUUAAAGGAUUUGUUCUAUGCCAGCUUUGCUGCGCAAGAUUCUGAGUUCUAUGCAUAUGCAAACGGUGACAUUCUUUUUACAAAUGAUUUAAUCGAUACUAUAAAAGCUGUAAUUCGAUCAAAUAUCGGAGAUGCCGAAGACUUACUUUUUAUAGGAAAACGUUAUGAUGUGCGGCAUGUCAGUGCAGACGAAGCAAUCAAUUUAGACAGACUGAAAGAAACAGUGAUAGACAGGGGACAGCUACAUAAUGCUUGGGGGAUCGAUUAUUUUAUAAUGAGAAAAUCUUAUCCACUUCAGGAUUAUCCUGAUCUGGUUAUUGGAAGACCACUUGUCGACACAUACCUCGUAUCAGAGGCUGUGAACCGUCCACGUAGUCAUGUGGUUGACAUUACGAAAACGUCGCCAACUGUCCACCAGGUGACACUCCCUGGUUCGGCAGGCAUUAGAGAAGGGAUGUCUAAAUUGGAUAAUCUCUAUAAUUUCAAAUUACUUGAGAAUGAGACAUGGAAUCAAUUUAGUGGAUUGACUGUAUGUGCUCCAUAUUUUACAACUAUAAGCAGUAACAUGAAAAUAAGGAUAAAAAAGAGAGGAUCCGAAGCCAUGUUUAAAAGAUGCCGCAUUACAAAUAAACAUUCAACAGGACUCUUCACCAAUUAUAAAGAAGAGCCAGACUUUCAUAACAAACAAGAAGAUGUGGUAUGA
Molecule: messenger RNA, 921 nt
Organism: Mytilus trossulus (common blue mussel)
Lineage: Eukaryota; Metazoa; Mollusca; Bivalvia; Mytilida; Mytilidae
Exons: 2
Coding region: 1-921 (306 amino acids)
Source: RefSeq, a predicted model, not a curated record